Molecule: messenger RNA, 912 nt
Organism: Candidozyma duobushaemuli
Lineage: Eukaryota; Fungi; Ascomycota; Pichiomycetes; Serinales; Metschnikowiaceae
Gene: KIS1
Product: Kis1p
Exons: 4
Coding region: 1-912 (303 amino acids)
Biological process (GO): signal transduction
Cellular component (GO): nucleus; cytoplasm; nucleotide-activated protein kinase complex
Molecular function (GO): protein kinase binding
Source: RefSeq, a predicted model, not a curated record
AUGUCUGAAAGCAACGACUUCUCCAUGGUGGACGUGUCCAACGCCCUAAUCUUGGACGACAGCGAAGACAACGAAAACAUGCAUGUGGAAGAGCAACAGCCUCUGGCUGAGGAGUCCUCCAAAAACACCAAUGAUCCUAGCGGGUCCGCUCCCCUUCCCGACCCAAAUGCUACCGUUCCUGUGGACAUCAAAUGGGUCCAGGGCGGUGAAAAGGUGUACGUGACCGGUUCCUUCACCGGAUGGAGAAAGAUGAUUGGUUUGCAGAAGCAAGAGGAGGAAAAAACGUACCUUGUAACGUUAGGGUUGCCCGUGGGCACCCACCGCUUCCGUUUUGUCGUUGACAACGAGUUGCGUUUUUCCGACUUCUUGCCCACAGCAACAGACCUGAUGGGCAACUUCCAUGUGCAAUUGCACCUUAAACAGUUAGAAGAAGAACAGGAGGAGAUGGCGCGUGAGGAGGAGGAAAGCAAGCUGCGUACUAGCAGGAGGUCGUCUGUCAGCUCCAGAGGCCGCUCAAACUCGGUGUUUGGUUUCACCAACGACGAGGACGAUAUGGGCGACGGCUAUUCCAGAUACCACGAGGAAGCAGAAGACGCUCCAGCCAAAACUUACAAUUAUGUCAUGGAACAGUAUUACCUAGCAUUGGAGCAGCGCUCUAGAAACAGAAAUCAGCAAGACCAGGCUUGGUUGUCUGCUCCACAAUUACCCCCACAUCUUGAAAACGUUAUUCUCAAUAACUUUAACUCGCAGGACAAGGACAACAACUCCGGCGCCUUGCCUAUCCCCAACCACGUUGUGCUCAACCACUUGGCCACUACCAGCGUCAAGCAUAACACUUUGGCGGUAGCAUCGGUGAUCAGGUACAAAAGAAAGUAUGUGACCCAAGUGUUGUAUGCUCCACUACAGCAGUAA